Molecule: messenger RNA, 2177 nt
Organism: Thlaspi arvense
Lineage: Eukaryota; Viridiplantae; Streptophyta; Magnoliopsida; Brassicales; Brassicaceae
Source: the annotation of a GenBank genome assembly
UCGCCACUGGUUGUUUUAUUCUGGGACGAAUUCUGUUUCCGAUCUUAAGAUAUCUUCAAGUUCUUAUGAAAACUCGAGACAUUUGAUGUUGGUUUGUAACUUGUGUGGCAAUUAACGCAACCUUCCUGUGAGCCGGUUGCUUGCAUAGCAAGGAACAAAUCCAAUCCAGCAAAGAGAAGCAAAGCAACAUCAUGAGGUGCUAUAAAAACUACUACUUGUCGGUUCUUGUCUCUCUUCUACAAAUUAUGAUCAUCCAUGAUUCAAGAUGUCUCACUCUUUCAAGCUCGUGUCAACCCGUGUGUGGAAAAAUAAAGAUCCCAUACCCUUUUGGAAUCGAAAGCGGUUGCUAUCUCGACGAGUGGUACAGAAUCGAAUGCAGAAACGCUACUUUGCCGUUCCUUAUCAAGAUGGGCAUGGAAGUUGUGAACAUCUCUUUGCCAGGUGGGGAAGAUAGGUUUUAUAAUUCCGAUUCCUACGGGUCAGUUCGUGUCAGAACCCCGAUAACCUCCGUCGGAUGUUCCGGAGAUGGAAACGAGUCUGGAUCGGUUUUGAAUUUGAAGGAUAGCCCUUUCUUCUUAGGGACUGGAAACAGCCUCGUAGCGGUUGGUUGCAACAGCAAGGCGUCGUUGACUAACAUCGAACCCAUCAUGGUGGGAUGCGAGUUGAAUUGCACUGAAACUAGUGCAAGCAAAGAGAUCCCUUUUUUCGACAAAACCGGGUGCUCAAGCGACGCGUUGCCUUAUACUGACACUCAGGUUUGUACGAAAAACAAAGGGGCAGAAGAAAGAAGCUGCAACGGUAACGGAUGCUGCCGCGCUAAUCUACCGUUGGAUGUUGAGGCCCAACAGGUGAUCGGUGUUACAAUAGAGACCUCUGAUAUUCAUGAAAACUCGACAAGCAGAGAAUGCAGAGUCGCUUUCUUAACCGAUGAAGUCUACACGCUAUCGAAUGUGACCAAACCACAGAGCUUCUUUGCUAAAAGGUAUGCUACAGUGACGAUAGGAUGGGUUACUCAGACGAAGAAUCUUUCCUUCAUAAACUCCUUGAGCUGCAAAAAUGAAAAAGAGUACAAUAACAUUACAUAUACUGAUCAACAAAGAACAAGUUGCGUGUGCAACAAUAUCACCAUUUCUGGGACCAAUUAUGCAAGCUGUGGAUGCAACCAAGGUUUUACAGGCAACCCAUACCUCUCUAACGGGUGCCAAGAUAUUGAUGAGUGCAAACUACGCAAACCUUGCCCCCACUGCGUGAAUGUGCCUGGAGGUUUUCAAUGUUCGUUAGAUAGGACUUGGGCAAUAAUUAUGGGAGUAGGUGCAGGUUUUGGCAUCUUAGUCCUAGUAUGUGGAAUUUGGCUGUUGAGAAAGUGUCUUAAGAAGAGAAAAAUGACUAGGAGGAAAAGAAAGUUCUUCAAACGUAACGGGGGACUAUUGUUGCAACAACAAUUAAAUACAAAUAAAGGUAGCGUCGAGAAGACAAGAAUAUUCACCUCGAGAGAGCUUGAAAAGGCCACAGAAAACUUCAGCGUGAACAGAAUACUUGGACAGGGUGGUCAGGGCACUGUGUACAAGGGAAUGCUUGUAGAUGGUCGAACAAUUGCUGUCAAGAAAUCUAAAGCUGUAGAUGAAGACAAACUAGAGGAGUUCAUCAACGAGGUUGUCAUUCUUUCCCAAGUCAACCAUAGACACGUCGUCAAGCUCUUGGGAUGUUGUCUUGAGACAGAGGUUCCUGUUCUGGUUUAUGAGUUUAUCCCCAAUGGAGAGAAGCCUGUAGUAACCCUUUCAGAUUCUCAGGAAAUAAGAGGCUUGGCCGAUCAUUUCAGAGCUGCCAUGAAAGAGAACAAGUUCUUUGAUAUCAUGGAUGCUCGAAUAAGAGAUGCUUGCAAACCGGAACAGGUGGUGGCAGUGGCAAAUCUAGCAAGGAGGUGUUUAAAUUCCAAGGGAAAGAAGCGGCCAUAUAUGAGACAAGUGUUUACAGAGUUAGAGAAGAUAGGCUCAUCUCCGGAGGAUUCAUUGGUAGAGAUUGAAAACGGCGAUGGUGAUGAUGAAGAGGAAGAAGGAAUGAAUAUGUUAGAGAUAACUGAUUCAUGGACCAUUGGUGUUACUGCUCCAGCCCCUAGUACUGUCGCUUCUUCAUCUUUGACAGAUGUUGAACCAUUGUUUCCUCGUCCUACAUGGUGA